Messenger RNA from Drosophila simulans, 2302 nucleotides. Its product is annotated as ubiquitin-conjugating enzyme E2 Q2. Lineage: Eukaryota; Metazoa; Arthropoda; Insecta; Diptera; Drosophilidae. The transcript has 8 exons. Gene Ontology annotation, cellular component: nucleus. Gene Ontology annotation, biological process: protein polyubiquitination. Gene Ontology annotation, molecular function: ubiquitin conjugating enzyme activity. The coding region runs from base 1 to 1194 and encodes 397 amino acids. The record is from RefSeq and is a predicted model, not a curated record.
AUGGCGUGCCUUAACACCCUGAAGCAGGAAAUCAAAACGCUAGAGAAGAUCUUCCCGAAGAACCACGAGCGUUUUCAGAUCCUCAAUUCCAGCGUCGACGAACUGCUUUGCCGUUUUAUCGAUAAGAAUGGAAAGCGGUACGAUAUUCACGCCAACAUAACGGAAACCUAUCCCUCAUCGCCGCCAGUUUGGUUCGCCGAGAGCGAGGAGACGAGCGUCACAAAUGCUGUUCAAAUACUUAGCAAUACGAAUGGACGUGAUAAUCACGUGAUCAAUCAGGUGGGCAUACUGCUGCGUGAGCUGUGCCGCCUUCACAACGUUCCACUGCCACCCGACAUCGAUAAUUUGGCUCUGCCGCUGCAAACGCCGCCGCCAUCCGCUUCCCCCCUUCGCUGCGAGCAGAGACCAGGUGGUGGUGGAGCGGGGGGCGGUGGCGGACCCCACGGCAACGAGGAGACCGAUUCGGAUCAGGAGGAGAUCGAGGAUCCCAUCGGAGAGAGCGAACAGGAGAGCGAGGGCGAUGAGGACUUGCCGCUGGAAAUGGAUGAUGUACGCAGUACAAACAAGAAGGACGACAUGGAAGUGGAACACCUAGCGACUCUAGAAAGACUGCGUCAAAGUCAGAGACAAGACUAUCUAAAAGGUUCCGUUUCGGGUUCCGUGCAGGCAACCGAUCGCUUAAUGAAGGAACUACGCGACAUUUAUCGCUCAGACGCCUUCAAGAAGAACAUGUAUUCUAUUGAGCUCGUCAAUGAGUCGAUUUACGAAUGGAACAUUCGCCUCAAGUCUGUCGACCCGGACAGUCCGCUGCACAGUGAUCUGCAAAUGCUCAAGGAGAAGGAGGGCAAGGACAGCAUACUGCUCAACAUCCUGUUCAAGGAGACGUAUCCCUUCGAGCCGCCAUUUGUGCGCGUCGUCCAUCCGAUUAUCUCAGGCGGCUAUGUGCUCAUCGGUGGUGCCAUCUGCAUGGAAUUGCUGACCAAACAGGGCUGGAGCUCGGCAUAUACCGUGGAAGCGGUUAUCAUGCAAAUUGCAGCCACACUCGUCAAGGGAAAGGCGCGCAUCCAGUUCGGGGCUACCAAAGCACUGACUCAGGGCCAAUACAGUUUGGCUCGAGCCCAGCAGAGCUUCAAAUCUCUGGUGCAGAUUCACGAAAAGAAUGGAUGGUUCACCCCGCCCAAGGAAGAUGGCUAAAACAAGAGUGGAGUCCACUGAUGAACAUCCUUCCUAGAAUAACGCAUGCCAGCCCACACCAAUCAACACCACCCCUCACACCGCCACAAUUAGCCUGUCCACAUCCGCCAAGCACACAUCCCGCACUCACUGCCGGCUGGAUCUGAUAUGUCUGAUGUCUGAUCUGGUCAGGACCAAUAUGGACAAAGCGCCCAUUUUUAAGAAGAUGGCCCACACAAUAAUUGCUUGCAGGGUCGAUGUAUGUUUAAGUGCUCCGUUGCAUUCAUAUGUAUAUGCCCACUCGUCUUUUCUGUAGUGUGUAGUGAAGCCGUUUAUCCUGUACAGAGUCUUGGAAACUGGAGCUGCAUAUAUUGGUGUAAAAGUGUCAAAGAAAUGAGCAGCUGAAGAGUGUAAAAUGUCUAUGUCUAUAUCUGUUAUGUAUAUGAGUAUGCUUUUUAUUUAAAUUGUAAAUGUAGUGGCUUUGAACCUUUCAAACAGCAACCACAAUCCCCAUACACUUCUUCACGCACACCCACACAACACACAUCCCUAAAUUGUAAAUUAGUUAAGUCGAAACGUAUUCUUAUUUAAGUUUAACAAAUCCGUGGUAUCUUAUAUUUUUCCCUUUAACUGGUAAGCUAGCCACACAAGGAAAGGCAUGUUGGCAAAAGUUGAUGCGAUGUUGAUCGGAAUAGAUAUAUAUAUCUAUACAUACAUAUAAUUAUACAUAAAUAUAAAGAUAUAUAUUAAUAUUAGUGCGAGAGUUUAGCUUAAGCAGAAUAAUACAGAACGAUGCGUCGAAGAUGAGCAAAUUCUAAGUGUAAAUUCGUCUUUCCAAAUAAUCGUAAAAUAACGUAAAUCUAACUAUAAAAAAGAAUUAAAAAUGAAACCUAAAUCGAGUAGUUGGAGAACGAAAAUCGUAAAUAUUUGCAAGUAAAUUACCCAUUAUAUUAAAAAAAAGUUAGUUUUCGCGGGCAGCUGUUUUGCUGCCCAUUACCAUUGUUUUUUUUUAUUAUGCGUACAACGGCAGACAAAAUUUCAUUGUACAUUUCAAAACUGAAAUUGGCAUGCACGACGAAACGUUCAUUUUAAGUAUGUAUUUAAUAAAGAAAGAUAUAUACAUGCAUAA